Messenger RNA from Suncus etruscus (white-toothed pygmy shrew), 307 nucleotides. RefSeq names its product cytochrome P450 2B11-like. The record is from RefSeq and is a predicted model, not a curated record. The transcript is spliced from 2 exons. Gene Ontology annotation, molecular function: iron ion binding; heme binding; oxidoreductase activity, acting on paired donors, with incorporation or reduction of molecular oxygen, reduced flavin or flavoprotein as one donor, and incorporation of one atom of oxygen. Gene Ontology annotation, biological process: xenobiotic metabolic process. The annotation marks the transcript as partial. NCBI's taxonomy places the organism in Eukaryota, Metazoa, Chordata, Mammalia, Eulipotyphla, Soricidae. Gene Ontology annotation, cellular component: intracellular membrane-bounded organelle; cytoplasm.
GGCUCACAUCGACAAGUCGUCAAAAACAUGCAUGAAAUCAUCGCCUUCAUCAGUCGUAGUGUGGAGAAUCACCGUGAGACCCUGGACUACACUGCUCCCAGGGACUUCAUUGACACCUUCCUGAUCCGAAUGGACAAAGAAAAGUCUGACCCCAAUACCUACUUUGAUCAGAAGCAGCUCGUCAUCAGUGCAUUCGCACUCUUAUUUGCUGGCACAGAAACCACCAGCACCACGCUCCGUUCUGCAUGCCUGCUCAUGCUCAAGUACCCUGAUGUUGCAGGUGGGCAGAAUGGGGCCUCUUGAGAAA